CUCACAGCCUCCGGUCUCAACCCUCCCAGUUCGCUCAGUGCUCGUCACGUAAUCGUAAGCUAUACAUACAGUAAUGAAUAAAAAAAUAUGUUUCUUCGCACAAUUUAUUAAAUACCGCGCUUAAAUAUCAAGUUUUUAAUCAAAAUCUUACAAUGGAUAACAGUGCAAAUCUGUGGCUACCAAGAAAAAGCUGUUAUAUAAAUAGUGUAUUUUGAGCUAAGAGAUGUCAUUAUAUUUAGAAUGGCGUUACCAAUGAGAGCUGUCGGCGUUGUGGGAAAAUCACAUUUUAUACCACUCCGGCUUCGUUAUGUAUUCUUACUCGCCACAAUAUUUUGUGGCAGCAGCCUUUUUAUUUUAAUCAAUAGUGGAAUUGAUAUAUCGUUUAUUAACAACCAAAUAACUAGUUCUUUUUGGAAAAGACGCAGAUAUGAUUUAAUUCACUCUGAUGAUAUCUUCACAAUAAAAACAGACGGCUGCACUAUUCCCGGGUUGAAUCCAUUUGCUGAAGAUAUCAAAAAAUUUAUCGAAUACCCCAGGAAUAUAAAACCAUGUCACCAAUCAAACAUUUCGUUACUCGAUAACAACGAAACACAUAUAUGGAUAAAUAGAGAGAAUGUAAAGUAUUAUGAUGUGCCAUUGAACACUCCUAAUAUUACCUGCUGUUAUAAAUCAUUUUAUCGGCCUUUAGCAAUCAAUGACAUUUAUUCUAUGGAUGUAGAUGAUAGAGUGAAAUAUGAAGCAUGUAUACAAUUUUCAAAUCAUAUACAAGUUUUGAAUGAGUUCGUGAGAGUCACCUGUAAAUUUAAAGAAAACAUCAUUUAUGAGCAGUUUUUUCUUUUUGCCCCCAAAAAACCGUUCGUGUCAUUUAAGGACGAAUUUUUAGAAACACAAACGAAUCAAACUUCGUUUAAUGUCGUAAUUAUGGGCAUCGAUGCCAUUUCAAGAUUAAACUUUUACAGAACAAUGCCUAAGACAUUAGCUUAUUUAAAAAAGAAAGGUGCCAUAGAGCUUUAUGGCUAUAACAAAGUUGGUGAUAACACAUUUCCUAAUCUGACCCCUAUACUCCUUGGGAUGAAGGACACAGAUUUAAAGAAAACUUGCUGGCCUAAUACUAGGGCCACAUUUGACAAUUGCCCUUUCAUUUGGGAUUGGUUUAAGGACGCUGGUUACUAUACUGCUUUCGGUGAAGACACUGCCAACUUAGGAACAUUCAAUUUUGAAAAAUUUGGAUUUAGUAGAACCCCAACAGAUUACUACUUGCAUACAUUUAUGCACGAAGCCGAACGCUAUACCGGCAACAACAGAGAUUUUAAUUCAUUCAUAUGUAUGGGUAAUAAAUAUUUUUACAAAGUUCUUUUAGAUUAUAUUGAAAAUUUAACAUUAACUCUAAAGUCUUUCAAGUUAUUCGGCUUCUUUUGGGAAGUAACAAUGAGUCAUGACUAUUUAAAUUAUCCUAUGGCGAUGGAUGACAAUUAUGAAUCGUUUUUAAGAAAACUCGAUAAUGCUCAAUAUUUGGAAGAUACUAUUUUAAUAAUACUAAGCGAUCAUGGUAUUAGGUGGGGUGAUAUAAGAUUUACCAAGCAAGGUAGAUUAGAAGAGCGCUUGCCACUUAUACACAUACUUCUACCUAAUUCCUUUCGUAUUAACUUUUCUCUGGCAUAUGAAAAUAUGAAAAUUAAUAGCCACCGUCUCACUACUCCCUUUGAUGUUUAUGCUACGCUAGUUGAUCUCAUCGAUGUCGAAGCCAUAAAAAAUGAUAGUAUUAAAUUACGGAGUACAACAUCAUAUGCCCAUAAUAGAGGCAUCAGUUUGUUUUUACCUGUUCCAAGAAAUCGAACAUGUAAGAUCGCGGGAAUAGACGAUCACUGGUGCACGUGUCAUAAAGGACAAAAAUUAUCAAUCAAUAGUAUCGAAGCAUAUGAAGCAGCUAGUAGUUUAAUAUUAAAUUUAAACAUGCUGCUACGAGGGCACUCACAGUGUGCUCACCUCUCACUCGUAGAGUUAGUUGAAGUCACUGAAAUGAUUGCUGGCACGCCGAAUGAAAAGGAAGUAGGAUGGCGUGAAUUUUUGAUUGUAGUGCGCACAGCUCCCGGUGACGGUGUUUUUGAAGCGACCCUGCGACGCGAUUCCCGCGAGUGGUCUUUGGCAGGCACUGUCAGCCGCCUCAAUGUGUACGGUGAUCAGGGUCAUUGCAUACACCAUUACCAACUCAAGCUAUAUUGUUAUUGCCAAUAACUCUGCACUCGUAGAAUUAAAAUAUUUUUAUUGAAAUAAUUUUAGUAAAAAAAAUCUGUGAUAUGAUAAAGGCGUAUUCGAACAUAAAGUGCAAUUUUCCUCAAAAAAAUUUGCUCAUAACAAAUCUGGCCUACUUAAUGACUAUUCAUUUAAGUAUGUUGAUACUUUUUUAUAUCCACUGUAUUUUUUGUAAGAUAAAAAAACAUUCGUGUUGUAAUUUUGAGUUCAAAUACCUACCUACAUAAGCUUUGAGUUUUUUUUUAAGCCAAAUGUUUUUUGAGCAACAAUAAGUACAAUUAAAUGUAUCUUUCACUGUAUGUCACGUUGUCACGUUGUGUCAUAUGUUAUUAUUGGUUUAUAUAUUAGGAGUACACUAAUAAUAAUAUUUAAGCAGAGGUUUCAAAUUAUAGUAAACAUAUAAUAUUUACAGUUAUAACUUAGCAAAAUGAAUAAACGGUUAAUUUUUUUAGUCCUUUUACUAUUAACGACAAUAGCUGCAACGACAUUAUAGGUAAAAUUUAGUAAAUAGUUUAUAAAAUAUAGACUUAUCUAAUAAAUGUAAUGAAUACUGUAGAGAUAAUGUCUAAAAUGGUUGCUUAGGGUAGUGGACAUAUCACAAUAAUAUUAUAAUAAGUUUAAAUCAUUUUAUUACAACUUGUAUAUAAAGAAGAAAAACACGAAAGUUUCUAUUUAUCUGUUUAUCUGUUUUGUUAACAAUGAAAAACGAAUCCUAAUAUUCACAAAAUAUCACGAUUUUAAAAUUUCAGAAAAUUCACAAGUAUGAACAAAAUUAAUUCUAAAAGAAUAGCACUGCUUUUACUUUACAUUUAACCUAAGCUAAGUUAAAAAAAAUGUAAGCUGAUUUUUAU
Nymphalis io (European peacock) is the source of this 3104-nucleotide messenger RNA. RefSeq lists its product as uncharacterized. The record is from RefSeq and is a predicted model, not a curated record. The transcript has 2 exons. NCBI's taxonomy places the organism in Eukaryota, Metazoa, Arthropoda, Insecta, Lepidoptera, Nymphalidae. Bases 241 to 2235 code for a protein of 664 amino acids.